Molecule: messenger RNA, 1117 nt
Organism: Alnus glutinosa
Lineage: Eukaryota; Viridiplantae; Streptophyta; Magnoliopsida; Fagales; Betulaceae
Product: ras-related protein RABE1c
Exons: 9
Coding region: 219-869 (216 amino acids)
Biological process (GO): protein secretion; regulation of exocytosis
Cellular component (GO): plasma membrane
Molecular function (GO): GTPase activity; GTP binding
Source: RefSeq, a predicted model, not a curated record
AUAACUAAAGCCACAACCAAAACCAGUCUCUCUCCCUCUCUCUCUCUCUCUCUCUCUCUCUCAAUCUCUAUGCCGUUUCACUUCUGACCUCUCGGAGACCUCUCUCUCCCACUUUAUCUCUCUAAAACUCUCUCUUGCUCUCUAACUUUCCGAUCUGAGAGGUAAAGUAAUUGUGGGGGGUUUUGAUUUAUAAAACUUCAUUUUUAAUUGAUAUUCCAAUGGCUGCUCCACCGGCAAGGGCUCGGGCCGAUUACGAUUACCUCAUAAAGCUCCUACUGAUCGGCGACAGCGGUGUUGGUAAGAGUUGCCUUCUUUUACGUUUCUCAGAUGGUUCCUUCACCACAAGUUUUAUCACCACCAUUGGUAUUGAUUUUAAGAUAAGAACCAUUGAGCUUGAUGGAAAACGGAUCAAACUACAAAUUUGGGACACAGCUGGUCAGGAGCGGUUCCGAACAAUCACAACUGCUUACUAUCGUGGAGCAAUGGGCAUUUUGCUGGUCUAUGAUGUGACUGAUGAAUCAUCUUUCAACAACAUUAGAAAUUGGAUUCGCAACAUUGAACAGCAUGCUUCAGAUAAUGUUAACAAGAUACUGGUUGGCAACAAGGCUGACAUGGAUGAAAGCAAGAGGGCUGUGCCUACCUCCAAGGGCCAAGCACUUGCUGAUGAGUAUGGUAUCAAAUUCUUUGAAACUAGUGCAAAGACAAAUCUAAAUGUGGAGCAAGUUUUCUUUUCGAUAGCAAGGGAUAUAAAGCAAAGACUUGCAGACACCGACUCGAGGGCCGAGCCUACAACCAUCAGGAUCAAUCAAGCAGAUCAAGGAGCUGGAGCUGGCCAAGCUACCCAAAAGUCGGCUUGCUGUGGCUCUUAAGAACACACUAAUAAUAAUGGAGGCGACACUUUUCUGGAAAAGGGAAAAAGGAAAACAAAAACUAAUGGUGAUAACAAUGUGAUUGGUGCUUGUAAUUUUUCUGACUCAUUCUUUUCAAACUUGUUUAGCGUGUGAAAGGUAGUUUCUUUAUUAUUUGAGUCCCCUUUUUUUUUUUUUAUUAUUUAUUUAUAUGGCCAACAUUGGAUGUGUAUCUUGUGGCAAACAAUAGAUUUAUUUGUUUUCUCGCC